Molecule: messenger RNA, 1654 nt
Organism: Astrephomene gubernaculifera
Lineage: Eukaryota; Viridiplantae; Chlorophyta; Chlorophyceae; Chlamydomonadales; Astrephomenaceae
Source: the annotation of a GenBank genome assembly
AUCCGAAUCUAUUUCGAUUUCAACCAAAGCUGCGAGAGCGUUGGCUGUGCCUGUUAUUUGCUCAUGUAGUAUGUAUAGCGCGAAUGGCCCGAAGGACCACGGAGCACCUGGAGGUGCUCAGUGAUAUGUAUAAAGAUGACGAGAGGACUCUGCAGCUAGUUACGAAGGUAGCCAGUAUGCGGGCUUUCCUCGCUGACAGCGCUGAGCACUCUGUCCCGCUGGAGGGCACAGACGCGAUAUUGGAGCUGCUUAUCGAGGACAGCCUUGAUACGCAAGAAAUGCGUAGACUGCAAGAGGCUAACCAGGCGAAGUUGCGAGAGUUGGCGGAGCGUCAGGAGACAGGAGAAAGAUGGCAGCCCGCCAGGUCCUCCACAACUUCAACGAGAAGGUCCUUCGCAAGCUGGUGGAGAUGUCCAGACUGCCCGCGAGCGUCUUCUGGCGUCGUUUCAGGGUUAGCAACUUCGGUACAAUCGAGAGGCAUCCAGACCUGAUGGCCCACUGGCCUUCACUCCUCAAGGUUCUGGACCUGCCACAGCACCGCACGCCACGGGAUCUCUGGGAGGAACUGAAAUUCGGGAAGACCGGCCUAGACGAGCACGUGCACGAGGGCAGCUAUGACAAGCUGCCUUAUGACCAGCUCAAGGCACAGGCGGACACCAUCUUCAGCGGGAAGUUGGAGAAGGGCAAGGAGACAUUCCUGGACUUCCUGGAGCUGUCUGUAAAGCUAGGCGGGGACCUGUACGAGUAGCGGAAACGGUAGAAGUUAAUGAGGCGGCUGGCUGUUGUGUCGUGGCUUAUGUGCAAAGGAUUACGGUUCGACUGUGAUGUAGCCACCUGGGCGGGUGGGGAGGAAGAGAGGACAGGGAAGUGGGAGAAUGGGAAGGAGGAGGAGGGAGAAUGCGCCACCGUUUGAGAAGGUGGUAACGUAGGCAAGGAACGGGAGAGACUGAGGAGGGGCUGGCAGAGAUGUUUGUGUGGCUGGCCAGCAGGCCAAGAUGGCAUGACAAGCAUUAUUACAGAGAGGUGUUAGGUUUGGGUGGGAACACUAAGCACCCCAACGUAAGUACCCUAAACCUAACUUCACCGAAACCCCUAAACUGGGUGGGAACACUAAGCACCUAAACCUAACUAACACUAAGCACGACCACAAACGCAAUUUCAUAAACCAGCGUAAGGGUGCAACACAUCAAGGAGAGUCCCGUGCGCCAAACCCAAACGACCCACGGGACUCUCCUUGCUGGCGUUGCACCCUUACACCGUUUUAUGAAAUUGCGUUUAUGGUCGUGCUUAGUGUUAGUUAGUUUAGGUUUUUUUGCGUUGGCAGAUAGUGAUGCAGCAAGGGGUUGAUGGGGUGUGAGGAGGAGGUGUGGCAGACCACAGCAGCAUUGUUGUUUGCCAUCUUACUGGCACAAGCAAAGCAGCACCUUCUUUAGCACUGGCGCAAUACACAAUGUACCCUAUUGUUGGUGUGCCUUCCUAUGCAUUUAGCUACUGUGCUAGCAAUGGUGCAAUACCACACACCGCUGCCUUCGGUGGAAUGGCUACACUUUCUAACACACAGUUCGUGCUGUCUUUGCGUAUCUAGACACUAUGUUAAACAAAACGGCUCAACAAGCUGUACUACCUGGCGUUCAAGAAGCGUAACAUUCACCCC